UCAUUACAACAGCUAGCUCUCUAGAUGUUCACAUUCAUUCAAUCGAGCAUUUAUAAACUUGGAAUCUACUUUUACGGAAUUGAAUUGGAAGUUGUUUGAGAAGUUGUGAGGACUUUAUGUGUACAUUAAUUGUUAUCUUUGUUUAGUCAAUACUCACUAUAGUUGAUAUAUUUACUAAAGACAAUCAUGAGUGAUGACGAGAGCAGAUCCCCUUCCCCUGUUGUGAAAGAGGAGGAUAUGAAGGGUGCAACGAAGAAAAGUACCUUGCCCACAGAUGAUGUCAAAUUUGCAUCUCAGAUUCAGGAUGCUGUGUGUCAUGUCUUGAAAGGUUACGACUGGUCUUUGGUAACAACCCCUGCCAGGGCCGGGGGAGACAAACGUAAACCACAUAUCAAGAGACCCAUGAAUGCUUUCAUGGUUUGGGCCCAAGCCGCUAGAAGAAAAUUAGCCGACCAAUACCCACAUCUUCAUAAUGCUGAACUUAGCAAAACUCUUGGAAAAUUAUGGAGACUUUUAAAUGAAGACGAGAAGAAGCCGUUUGUCGAGGAAGCUGAACGACUACGAGUACAGCACAAAAAAGAUUACCCGGAUUACAAAUACCAACCACGUCGCCGUAAGCCGCUAAAAGGACAACAACAAGGCAAUGAUAAUAAUAGUCCUUUACCACAUGGGACCAUGUACAAACCCCUUGGAGAAUGUUCCUCGCCUAGUGAUGAUUGCUCCAGUGAAUGUUCGAGUCAACCCGGAGGAUCAAACGGCCCUCCAACACCACCAGCCACACCUAACCAACACGAAGCCUUAAACCUAAAAUGUAUAUAUGAUAGAAAGGCUCGUAUGAUGGCAGCUCAUGGUCACUCUGGUACACCAGGAAUCGAUUUCAGCCAUGUGGAUUUACGAGAUUUAAGUUCAGAAGUAGUAGAUCCUUUUGAUGAUCUUGAUCAGUAUCUACCACCAUCUGUCCAUCCUAUCACAUCUCAAAGUUCAUCGGCACAUUACAGCCAGUACGCCAACCAACAUAACGUACCAUCCACAGCAGCAACUAGUUGGACAGCAUCUUACCGUGUAACAACAGCCAGUGGAUGUAAUCAGCCACCCUAUAUACCAAACGGAUCGACCAACAAUACCGUCUCCUCCAGCUCAUAUGACUCCAACCACUCCUCCCCUUCCCAGACACACCACGGCUCAUCUCCACCUACAGCUCUAAAUGCAUCACCCUACAGCAGCCCACCAGAAUGUAAAUACAGAGAUGAAGAACACAAUUCUCUAAUUAAAUUGGAACAGUUAGCUCCUGCUCAUCAACCACAAGGGUAUCGAUGUGAUCCAAAAUUCGAUACUUAUGAUUCGCCACCAAGUAGAUAUAACAUGGACAAUCCUUUACCUUACGGAACCAUGCCAAAUCCGUACAUGGCAUCAUCUGUGCAACAGAUGUCCUCGACACCAGGUUACCAGUACACCAUGGGACUUCACCGGCAAAUGUUCAACCCUAUACCCGCUGCUGUACCCGGUGAACAAAACUGGGAAAGAUUUACGUGAAGUGUGUAAAGCCGCUACAGGUGGUUAGAGAGUGAACUGAUCUCAGUCCCUAGCACUGCAGCAUAAUACCGGUGAGAGGUAGAUAUAGCCAGUUGUGGUGGUAUCCAAUUCCCUCAGCGACCAGCAUAGUAUUAUUAUAUACAUGAACUUAAAGUCGCAACGUCUGCAAAGUGCUGAACCCGAGUUAAUACUACGUUGUGAGAACGUGUUACCUACUCAUAUGUGUAAAGUGUUGGAUCCGAACAAUUUAUACUAUCUAUAUGGAGAAUUAAGUAUUACAGACUAUUUAAAAGUCGUUUAUAGUUUUCUUCUUAGUGUCUCUUGUAUAAAAUUUAUCAACUUUCUGUGCCUUUAAAAGUAUAUUAUAUUUUUGUGUAUAUAUUAUCAUAUAUGAACAUCUUCCAUCCAGUAUAUUUUGUAAAAGAAAUACGUAUUUUUCUAUGUUUUCUUGUUAUUCCACGAGUUCAUAUGAUAUUAACACCAUGUUAUAAUGGAUCCAGAAAUGACGCCGAAGUCGUCUCAAAAAUUAACGUGCAUCUAACGUGUAAUAAUACCCCGUUUAGUUACAUCAAAAAGUAUAAAAACUCAUAUCUGUUUUUAGAGUGACAUUAAGAUUACUCAAGUGAUUUUACACGAAGUUAGUGUCCUUUGCGAGACGUGAAAAAAUAACCCAAAUAGUUGUGUGCCGUGGCCAAUGACUCACGCUUGAUUCUCGGCCACUGAAUCAUAAUAGUUAUGUCUUCAUGAAAUGCAAAGCAUGCAUUCAAACUGAACAAGUUUAAGGGCAAAUUCCAUGGCUAUCAUUGGGUUUAUUACAACGACUCCUCUGAUCUCAACACUAUUGCCUUAAUUAAUAAGUAAACUUACUGUAUUAAUUAUGAUUUUUAUAUUAGAAUAUUAACAUUUAAUUACUGCUUCCUGAUAGACUAAAGUUUUUUAAAUAGAUAUUUUUUGUAGCUGUUUUUAGAUAAUUACUUACAAAAUAUUGCUAUGCAAAGUAGAAGCUUCAAACAAGUAUUUUAAGAUCUCGAAUUAUUAUUAUUAUUAUUAUUAUAUUUUAUGUAAUUAUAUUACUUAUUAAUAUUAUUAAUUAUUAUUACUUAUAAUACAUGUACGAUAAAGACAUAUAAAUAUCAUUACAGUAAAAUUGUAAGAAAUUCUAAAGGUUGUAACCAAAUUGGAAUUUCCUGUAAAUAGUUUAGAUUGUUGCUAUCAAAAUUAAAAUAAACGAUUUAUACCUUU
Molecule: messenger RNA, 2775 nt
Organism: Patella vulgata (common limpet)
Lineage: Eukaryota; Metazoa; Mollusca; Gastropoda; Patellidae
Product: transcription factor SOX-8
Exons: 3
Coding region: 187-1533 (448 amino acids)
Biological process (GO): regulation of transcription by RNA polymerase II
Cellular component (GO): nucleus
Molecular function (GO): RNA polymerase II cis-regulatory region sequence-specific DNA binding; DNA-binding transcription factor activity, RNA polymerase II-specific
Source: RefSeq, a predicted model, not a curated record